Aphanomyces astaci is the source of this 402-nucleotide messenger RNA. RefSeq lists its product as hypothetical. The record is from RefSeq and is a predicted model, not a curated record. Bases 1 to 402 code for a protein of 133 amino acids. The transcript is spliced from 2 exons. Lineage: Eukaryota; Oomycota; Saprolegniomycetes; Saprolegniales; Verrucalvaceae.
AUGACAUCGUGUGCGGCUCGGAUGGCGUCAGCUACAGAAACCCCUGCGAGUUUAAAUUUGCUCAAUGCGACAACCCCAACCUGGUCCGUCGUGCCCAAUGGCACUGUGAUGGCAUACGGGUACGCCCGACGAAGGAUGAAUGCGAUCGUCAUGAUGGUACAUGUACCCGCGAGCAUAACCCCGUGUGCGGCUCGGAUGGGAAAACCUACGGCAACCCCUGCGUCUUUGAAUUUGCUCAAUGCGUACUGGGCGUGCCGGGCGUACCGGGCGUGCCAGGUGUACUGGGCGUACUGGGCGUACUGGGCGUACUGGGCGUGCCGGGCGUGUUGGGCGUACCGGUAUGUCGUCACAGUGCCCUUUAGCACGAAGGAACAGGUUGGAGUUGGCGCAUGCAGCAAUUAG